This is a messenger RNA of Pundamilia nyererei, 2067 nucleotides long. It is a transcript of the gene bin2a, whose product is annotated as bridging integrator 2a. Lineage: Eukaryota; Metazoa; Chordata; Actinopteri; Cichliformes; Cichlidae. Gene Ontology annotation, biological process: phagocytosis, engulfment; podosome assembly; plasma membrane tubulation. Gene Ontology annotation, cellular component: cytoplasm; plasma membrane; phagocytic cup. Bases 236 to 1642 code for a protein of 468 amino acids. The record is from RefSeq and is a predicted model, not a curated record. The transcript is spliced from 13 exons. Gene Ontology annotation, molecular function: phospholipid binding; protein binding.
AAUUGUAGAGAGAGACAGAGUUGUAGAGUGAGGGUGGUUUGAAAGUGGGCACGGCUGGUGGCUGUACUUGUUGCAGACUAAGGUGUGUCCGAUAAAUCUUUUACUCAGGAUACUGCAGACAAUUGGUUCCAAAGUUCAAGGGUACAAAUACACAAGAGAACAGCGCGGAGUUGGAAAACCAGAAGAAGACGAGUAAAAGAGAAGUGUCAAGGAAUAAACACAGACAAGACAAAAUAUGGCAGACAAGACAAGUCCGAGAGGCAAUUCUGGUGACUUUGCUAAAAAAGUCCAAAGACAGCUGAGCAGAGGCAAAGAAAAGGUAAUGCAAAGGCUGGGAAAGUCAAUGGAGACCAGAGAUGACCUUUUUGAACAUUGUCUCCAAAACUUUAGUGACCAGCAGACUGAUGGAAACCGAAUAUACAAGGACUUGAGGGUCUACGUUAAUGCAGUUAGAGACAUGCGUGAAGCUUCAAGACGCCUUUCCCAGUCUCUGUUUGAUGUUUAUGAAUCUGACUGGGCUGGAGAGGAAGAUUUAGGAGCCAUUGUUGAGGGGGAGGACCUCCUGUGGAAUGACUACGAGGUGAAGCUAUUAGACCAGGCUGUGCGCACCAUGGAGUCCUACGUGAGCCAAUUCCCUGAUGUUAGGGACAAAAUUGCCAAGAGGGGAAGAAAGCUGGUUGACUACGACUCCUCCCUUCACCAGCUAGAGGCACUGCAGACUGCGAAAAAGAGGGAUGAUGUCAAGAUAAGCAAGGCAAAAGAAGAGAUGAAUACUGCCAAAGUUAUCUAUGAGGGGAUCAAUAACGAUCUGAAAGAGGAGCUCCCAGUUCUCUUUGACAGUCGUAUUGGAUGCUACGUAGCUGUCUUCUCAGCUGUGUCAAAUUUACGAGACAUCUUCCACAAGGAAAUGAGUACGCUCAAUCAAGAUCUACAAAAUGUGAUAAAGGAGCUGCAGGCUCAGCAUCCAGACAAAGCAUUUGCUGUAAAAGGAUUGUCCCGGUAUGGCUCACUGAAAAGACGAAGUCUGAUCUCUCCAAAGGCUUGGAAGGCCAGCUUUUCUGAGGUUCACAGGAGCUUAAGUCCUAGAACGAGCCAGCGGUUUAGUUUCAGAUCCCCGGAAAAACCUCGACACGGCACCUUGUCCAGAGAAGGCAGCAUGCUUAGAGGGUCUUUAGUCGAGUCCAGGGAACUGGAUGUAGGGUCGUACCAAAGUGAGGUCCACAGCCCUUCUGCACAGGAAGAUGCUGUAGAGAGUGCAUCAGGAAGUGAGCUGAAGUCGGGAGACAACAACAAUCAAGUUGAAGGAGAAAAGGCUGUGAAAGAAGAAGAGCCCAAGCCGCCCGUAGAAUCGGAAAAUAAAGGAGAUGGAAAAAAAGAUCUACCAAGUGCAAGCAGCUCUGAACAAAAUAACUCCUAUGAAUCAGAUAGCUUGGAGCUCCAGCUGUCUGCAGCAGACAAUGGCCCACUGCACAUUGAAGAGACGGACGACAGCCCGGUAACCCUGGAAACUCCAAAACUGAACAGACUGGAGAAUGGUGACGCUUCUGGCUUGAAUUCUGACGCCAAGGAUCUGAGCAUUCCUCAGAAGGACGUCCCUGCAGAGAAAGAGAUAUCCUCGAACUCAAAAAACACAAUGGUUUAAAGUUUUCAUAAUAAAACAAAAGAACCAAACAGCGCCGAACUGACUGAAGUCAACAGCUGCAGAAGAAAGAAAAAAAGACAGGGCGACAGUUGCAACUGACAAGUUCAACUGUGAUUUCACAACUGACAAACUGUUGCUGUUAGUUUUCUUAUUUAUCUUUUAAGGAAAUCAACUUCACAUAUAUAUUGGUGUCUUUGGGAAAACCUAUAUUUUCAUAAACUCACUCACUGCAUUAUUAAAGCAAAUACAUUUUAAAAUGAGGGAUUUAUACAACUAAUGCUAGCAAAGACAGAAGCUCUACAUAGGCUUACACUGCUAAAAAGAUACUGACCACAGAAUGGUUAAUCUACAUUCAACACAGAUAUGAUAUGUUUCUGUCUCUGUGUAAACGUGAAGAGAAUGCCACUCCACUCUUAUUGUGGAAC